AUGCCACGUACACGUGGUCCGGCGCUCCGGGCUCCUCGCCAACGUCUCCCCACCGACGGAGGACGCCGUGUUCCGCUCAUCCAUCCCGGAGACCGGGCGACCAACAGAACCGUUAGGCGGGGCCAAGCAGCAGACCUCUACCUGAACACAAGUCUGGAAGACGACGAAACACGCAUGAAUGACCUUCUGGGUCCCCGCCUCCCAACAUGCGAGGAGCUCUAUGAGAUGGGGCUGGCCGUGGAAGAAGAGAGCCGACUCGCCGCGGCAGAAGAGGAGAUCAGGCGUGAGCACGCCAUUGCGCAACGCAUCGAGAAGCUCAAGGGAAUGCGCGUCCAAUUAGCUUCUCACAGAGAGAAGCUUGUUGACAGCUUCAACAAGGAGAUGGCGGUAUGGAAGGCAGUUCAACCGGAGAGACAUGCCAAGUUCGAGGUUCACAUGAGAGCUGCUGAACUAGCCACGACUGGAUCCGCACGCCGUGUCGACAUGCUCCGCUGGUUUCCGGGACUUGCGCCAAUGGUGAGAAUCGCGAUCGAAGACAUGCAGACAUAUGCGCACAAAGACACCGAGCUCAUGUACCAGAUCGCUUGCUUCGAGGAGAAGCUCGAAGGCGCUGUGGCCUUGCAUGCGCUCGAUCCAGAAACCUAUCUGACCGCUCAUCGAGACCGAGCCAAGACCAAACGUGACGGUAGCCGAUACGAGAUCUUCGGUUUCAACCUCAAGCAUCCUGACCUGUCCAAUUUCCAGGAGAACCAAUUCGAGAACGAGUUCCCAGGCCGCGAGAUUCAACGUCUGCAGGCCAUUCUGGGUAAUUUCAUGGUUCGUCGCACGCUCCUGGAGGGAACAGGCCUUCAAGCUCGUCACGACGAUGGCCGCCGUCCGCGCUACGACGAGCACUCGAUUAACAAGUUCUGCUACACGGCAGAUUGGGACAUGAUCGCGUGGUCGGUCGACGCACUCGCUCUCCUUGCGCAACUUCGGCCUGAGUACAAGCAACAUGGUGAUGCAUCGGUUCCACAGCUCCUCGAAUCCAUGAUCCAUACGAUAGCCGAGUACGCCCGUAAGAUCGACACCGUCGGCUACUUCGACUUGAAGCGACAGAUUGCUCUACACUAUACCCCUCGUCUUCUGGCACUUCGGCAACAUCUCACGCAGUUGCGGUUUGACGGAGCGGAUGCGGAAGGACGUAAAUGUCUGUACGAGAUGCAGGAUGAAGUCUGGGCGAUGGGUAGAGACUUUGACGAGUUCGAGAAGAAGCAUGGCGAUAUGCUUGGUCAGGAUUGGCGCCGGCUGCAAAGCGAAUACAUCGACGACAUCACCUCUGUGGCUCCUCCUGUCUCGUGGACUGACGAGGACGAUGAAGAGUACCUUCAUCGAUCUGGCCACCCAGAUGAAGACUAUCCUGAGAGCGAGGGCGAGGCUGAGGCCGAGGUAAACGAUGCAAUCAUGGACGCCGCAAUGGUGGACUAG
Cercospora beticola is the source of this 1467-nucleotide messenger RNA. RefSeq lists its product as uncharacterized. Lineage: Eukaryota; Fungi; Ascomycota; Dothideomycetes; Mycosphaerellales; Mycosphaerellaceae. The record is from RefSeq and is a predicted model, not a curated record.